CAGAAGGCCCAGCAGUAAGUAGCCGCGGCCGCUGCCGCCAGCAGCCUUGUGUCUCUUUCUGGCCGGCAGCCAGUCACAUUCCUUGCUGUGCCCUCGGAGGAUGGAGCCAGCCCCGGCUCACAGCGCGAGCCCCCACCCGCCCCGCAUUCCUCAGGGCAGGCCAGGGGGUUCUGCCCGCGCGGGCGGCAGCGCCACAUCAAGCCGGGGCGGCGGCGGGGAAGCUGCGGCUCAGUGACUAGCUCCCGGCUGGCGGCAUGUCCCCAGCGCCCCGUCCCCUGCCCUGCUCCCACGCGCGCUCCCUGCCCGCCGCCUGACCCGCCCGCGCGGGGCUUGGCGGAUCCCGACCCCGGGCUUGUCUCGGCGGAGCGUUUAGGGCCAUGACUCAGUGCUGCCAGGCGGGCUGGGGGAGCCGAGCCGGGAUGCUGCAGCAGGCGGCCUAGGGGGGAGGCGAUCGCUGGGGCCCGCAGCUCAGCCGGGCGAAGGAGCCGGAGCGUCUGAAUCCUUCACUCCGGACCCGUCGCUGCCGAGGGGGAAGCAAUGAGCGCAAGGGCCCCGGCGAGUGUCCUUUGGAUGGUGCUGCUGGCGCUGUGGAGACUCUGGCCCCGGGCUGAAGCGGGCUGCUCUGAAGAGAGAAGAUGCUGCCCUGGCCGGGACCCAAGCUGUGCCAGCACCGGCUGGAGGAUGGACAGAGUCUAUGGGACCUGUUUCUGCGAUGAAGCCUGCAAGCUCACUGGGGACUGCUGCUAUGAUUACUCGCAGGCGUGCCCAGCUCUUCCGUGCAUUGUUGGGGAGUGGAGUCAUUGGAGUGGCUGUGCAGAGCAGUGUAAGCCUAAUUUGCGAAUGCGUAGGCGCUAUGUGAAGCAGGAACCUAAAAAUGGUGGGGAACCUUGCCCCCUACUUGAAGAGAAGUCUGGCUGCCUGGAAUACCUGACUUACCAGGGGCAGGACUGCGGACAUGAACACGUUCCUGCUUUCAUAACUACCUCUGAAUACAGUAAGGAAAGAAAAAGACGAGCUGUCUCCCCACUGUGGUCUUCAGAUACAGAGGAAGCCGGAUAUUGUGUGGAAUUUAAAACUGAAUCACUCUCUCACCAUUGCACUGUGGAGAAUCGGCCAUACGCCCGCUGGAUGCAGUAUCUACGAGAAGGGUAUACUGUGUGUGUAGCUUGCCAGCCUCCAGCUAUGAAUACUGGCAACCAUCGUUGUUCUGGAGAUGGCCUGGGUUCUGAUGGAAAUAAAUUUCUCCAUUGGCAAGCUGUUGGUAAUCCUCAGUGCCAAGGAACAUGGAAGAAAGUUCGCCAAGUGGAACAAUGUUCAUGUCCUGGUGUGCAUAGUUUUAUUUUUACAUAAAAGUUGGAAAGAGAACUUUGAAGAACAUCCAUGAACAUCUUUAAAUCAAUUUAAACACUUUGUGAAGCCACAAGAACUCUAUUUUUCUGCUGUGCUUGCUUGCUGAACCUUAAAUCGAAUUUUAAAAAAAAGACAAGACAAGACUUUCAGAGCCAUUCUGGUUGAGUGUAUAUGUUUGCCCUGUACCCAGAUAUUAAGAUGGAUCUUCUUACUGCUAAGCUACCUUUUUUCUCUUUUUUUGUAAUUAAAAAGAUUGAAU
This is a messenger RNA of Mauremys mutica (yellowpond turtle), 1609 nucleotides long. It is a transcript of the gene SBSPON, whose product is annotated as somatomedin B and thrombospondin type 1 domain containing. The record is from RefSeq and is a predicted model, not a curated record. The transcript has 5 exons. Lineage: Eukaryota; Metazoa; Chordata; Testudines; Geoemydidae. Bases 538 to 1350 code for a protein of 270 amino acids.